Bombina bombina (fire-bellied toad) is the source of this 6984-nucleotide messenger RNA. RefSeq names its product HECT, C2 and WW domain containing E3 ubiquitin protein ligase 2 (gene HECW2). Gene Ontology annotation, biological process: regulation of dendrite morphogenesis. Gene Ontology annotation, molecular function: ubiquitin-protein transferase activity; protein binding. Bases 489 to 5195 code for a protein of 1568 amino acids. Lineage: Eukaryota; Metazoa; Chordata; Amphibia; Anura; Bombinatoridae. The record is from RefSeq and is a predicted model, not a curated record. The transcript is spliced from 30 exons.
GAAAAUACAUCUAGAUAUGUAAUAUCUAUCCAAGAGCAUCUGACUGAACUGCUGUUAUUCUCACCAAAGCAGCACCACAUCACCAAUCACAGGAAAGCUGUGGUUGACCAAUCAGCAAGGAGUUGACAACCACCUAUUACGUUCCGCUUUACAUUUCCCAUCGCAGCCUGACUUGCAGCUGGUAUACAUACUAUACAGAAGCUUAUCUGUGGUGGAGCACAGGGUAAUCCCGUCUAACUGGCAAUAAAGAUGCAUCAGCGGAUCGCAGUGACAUAGGAGCCAGGCUUCCCAUUUGUACUACAGCUCACUGAUUGAUUCACUAAAGCUCCCCCAUUGGAUUUUAUAGAUCUCGGCAAUAUAUGUUAUAACAGUGGUCCUUAUCCAGGAGAGGUGUCCGCAGGAGCAUCCCCACUUCUAUUACUGCUGAUUUUGCAUGCAGAUGUGUACGUGCACAUAGUAACCUGGCAAUUGAGGGAUAGUUCUACAUUAUGGCCAGUACUGCCCGGGAACAUCUUCUUUUUGUAAGACGGAGAAACCCUCAGCUACGUUACACUCUUAGCCCUGAGAACCUCCAGAGUUUAGCAUCUCAGAACACAAUGACAGAGAACUUAAACAUUCAACGUGCCAACAGUGACACAGACUUAGUUACUUCUGAUAGCCGUUCCAGCCUGACAGCCAGCAUGUAUGAAUAUGUACUGGGACAUUCUCAGAAUCUUAUAAUUUUCUGGGAUAUUAAGGAGGAAGUUGACCCCACAGAUUGGAUUGGACUUUAUCACAUAGAUGAAAACUCUCCAGCAAAUUUUUGGGACUCCAAGAAUCGAGGUGUGACUGGAACUCAAAAAGGGCAGAUUGUAUGGAGAAUUGAGUCUGGUCCCUAUUUUAUGGAACCUGAAAUAAAAAUCUGUUUCAAGUAUUAUCACGGUAUCAGUGGAUCGCUGAGAGCUACAACACCCUGCAUCACUGUGAAAAACCCUGCUGUAAUGAUGGGUGCAGAUGGUAUGGAAGGUGCUUCGGCUAUGCAACAUUGCAGAAAAUUAGCUAGCUUCACAUUAUCAGAUCUCAGAGCAGUCGGGCUAAAGAAAGGAAUGUUCUUUAAUCCUGAUCCAUAUCUAAAGAUGUCAAUCCGCCCUGGAAAAAGAAGCACAUUUCCAACAUUUGCACACCAUGGACAAGAAAGGAGAUCUAGUAUCAUCUCAAACACUACCAAUCCAGUAUGGCAUAGAGAGAAAUAUGCCUUUGUUGCACUUUUAACGGAUGUUUUGGAAGUUGAAAUAAAGGAUAAAUUUGCCAAGAGUCGCCCUAUCAUCAAGAGGUUUCUUGGAAAAUUAACUAUCCCAGUACAGAGGCUGCUGGAAAGACAUGCUAUUGGGGACCAAGUUCUGAAUUACAAUCUUGGCAGAAGACUUCCAACAGAUCAUGUCAGCGGAUAUCUACAGUUUAAAGUAGAAAUUACAUCAUCAGUUCAUGAUGAUGCCUCACCAGAAGCAGUAGGUACACUGCUUGCAGCGCACAACAUAAAUGGAGAGCUUGGGACACCUUCUGAUGAUGAAGAUAUGGCUACUGGGCACGAUACACCGUCCGUCUGCUCCAAUGGCCCAGUACAUACAGAAGUUUUUGUAGAUGGUUCACCAAAGCAUGUUGUAAGAACUGGCAUCACUGGGGAAACAAAUUGUGAAGAGUCAACUUCAAAUGCUUCAAGGACCUCACCUAUUCGUAACCGUCAAGAUUCUCUUAAUGAUUACCUUGAUGCACUUGAAAACAGCAAUCAUGCCAAACCUAGUACGAGUGCUUCAUGUGAUCGUUCACUUGGGGCAUCACCAAAGCUUAGGAGCAGUUUUCCCACAGACACUAGACUUAAUGCAAUGCUUCACAUUGAUUCAGACGAAGAAGACCAUGAGUUUCGUCAGGAAGUUCUAUACGAAUCAGCAUUAAUAGAAGAUGCUGGGAUUGUGUUCAACGGUGUUAUGAGUACAACAGAAAGUAACUGUUUAAAUGGAGAAUCAAUUCAGGUGGAAGAUAAUCACACAACAUCAGAGAAUGAGUACUGUGGUUUACAAAUGUCUUUACAUACUUCUGAUGUAAUAUUAGAGUGCCGUGAAACCUUAUCAUCUCUUAGUGCAGUUGGAGAAGAGGAUGAAAAUACUCCAGACUCUCAGCAGGAUGAAGAACAAGAGAGCACACCAAUUUGUGUUUGUGAGCAGGUAGAGCAACCUUCUUGUUCACAAUCUAAUACUACUAAUGGUACAACAAGGAAUCAUGGAACAGAUAAUAAUGAAACAGAACCUCAUGAAUCUGAAUUGCCUCAGGUAUUAUUACAAAAUGAUCAUAGUAACCCAACAUGUACUCAAAGAUUAAAUGAAACCAGUAGUAGAACUGAUAGAGGGAAUCAUAGGGAUAGGACAUCAACACCUUCAAAUCUUAGUGUUACUUCUGGAAGUUCAAUAGAAAAUGCUUGUUCUUCCUCUUUUGAAAGUUCUGUUUUUUCUGAAAGCCCUGCAUUUUCUUCUAAAGAUGAUGAAUAUGGAGCCUGUUCAUUUGAGCCUGGUAUUGCUGGUGACUCAGAGAUCCAGAUUUUGUCAUGCACACCUUGCUCUCUUCCUGCUGUAAAUGUAGUCAACCGAAAUAGUGAUGGAGAGCACUCUGUCACAGAUUUAUGUGAGAGACCAGGUACAGAGGAAAUUUGGCAGAGAAGAAACAUUCAAACACCAUCAGAUACCAGGCAACAAACACAGGAUGAAGAUACUGGAGCAUCACAGGCAUCAUCUGAAGAUGCAAUACAUACCUCUGAAAGUGAAGGUGCCACUGCAGGUCCUCAAGGAAAUGAACAUCAACCCUUGAGAUCACUUCCUUCAGUCCGACAGGAUGUCAGCAGAUACCAGAGAGUAGAUGAAGCUUUGCCACCUAACUGGGAGGCACGAAUCGAUAGCCAUGGCAGGAUAUUCUAUGUAGAUCAUGUAAACCGGACAACAACAUGGCAACGUCCAACAGCCCCACCUGCUCCUCAAAUCCUCCAGAGAUCAAACUCUAUCCAGCAAAUGGAGCAACUUAACAGACGAUAUCAAAGUAUUCGUCGGACAAUGACAAAUGAACGUCCUGAAGAAGCCGCAAGUGCAGUUGAUGGAGCUGUGGCUGGAGAAGAUGUUGAUUAUAAUCAUUCUAAUGCAGAUUUCCGCAGAGAGAACUCUCUUCCGCAAUCUACCUCAAGAUCCAGACUCAAUCUUCUGCUUCACUCCCCACCCGUGAAGUUCCUCACAAGUCCUGAAUUUUUCACAGUAUUGCAUUCAAACCCUAGUGCCUAUCGCAUGUUUACAAAUAACACUUGUUUGAAACAUAUGAUCACCAAAGUUCGACGGGACUCACACCAUUUUGAGCGCUAUCAACAUAACCGUGACCUUGUAGGAUUUCUUAAUAUGUUUGCCAACAAGCAGCUUGAAUUGCCAAGAGGCUGGGAAAUGAAGCACGAUCAUCAGAGCAAGCCUUUUUUUGUUGAUCACAAUUCUCGAAGUACUACUUUUAUCGAUCCUCGUCUUCCACUACAAAGCAGCAGGCCAACGAGUGCGUUACUUCAUAGGCAACAUUUAACAAGGCAGCGGAGUCACAGUGCUGGCGAGGUAGGAGAGGACGCACGUCAUUCAGGGCCUCCGGUUUUACCAAGACCAUCAAGCACUUUUAAUACAGUCAGUAGAGGCCAAUACCAGGACAUGGUUCCAGUUGGUUACAAUGAAAAAAUAGUUGCAUUCUUGCGUCAACCAAACAUCUUUGAAAUUCUCCAAGAACGUCAGCCUGACCUCUGCAGAAAUCAUCCGCUCAGGGAGAAGAUACAGUUUAUAAGAGCAGAAGGACCAUCAGGACUAGUACGUCUAUCUGGUGACGCAGACCUUGUCAUUCUUUUAAGCCUCUUUGAAGAAGAGAUAAUGUCAUAUAUCCCACCACAUGCCUUACUUCAUCCCAGCUUUUGUCAGUCUCCACGUGGUUCCCCAGUUUCUUCUCCACAGAACUCACCAGGGACGCAGCGUGCCAAUGCUCGAGCACCAGCACCUUAUAAACGAGAUUUUGAAGCUAAGCUGCGGAAUUUCUAUCGAAAAUUGGAAACAAAAGGAUAUGGACAAGGUCCUGGGAAAUUAAAGUUAAUCAUAAGAAGAGACCAUUUAUUGGAAGAUGCCUUCAACCAGACCAUGGGUUAUUCAAGAAAAGAUCUGCAAAGAAAUAAACUUUACGUCACAUUUGUUGGGGAGGAAGGGUUGGAUUACAGUGGACCUUCCAGAGAAUUUUUUUUCCUCGUGUCCAGAGAGCUAUUUAAUCCGUACUAUGGAUUAUUUGAGUAUUCUGCAAAUGAUACUUAUACAGUACAAAUAAGUCCCAUGUCUGCUUUUGUAGACAAUCAUCACGAAUGGUUUAGAUUCAGCGGUCGUAUUCUGGGUCUCACGCUAAUACAUCAGUAUUUGUUAGAUGCCUUCUUUACAAGACCUUUUUACAAAGCUCUUCUACGAAUACUUUGUGACCUGAGUGAUUUGGAGUAUCUGGAUGAGGAAUUUCAUCAAAGUCUUCAGUGGAUGAAAGACAAUGAUAUCCAUGAUAUUUUGGAUCUUACAUUCACAGUCAAUGAAGAAGUAUUUGGUCAGAUUACAGAGCGAGAGUUGAAGCCAGGGGGCGCUAAUAUACCAGUAACUGAGAAGAAUAAGAAGGAAUACAUUGAGAAGAUGGUGAAAUGGAGAAUUGAAAGAGGUGUCGUCCAGCAGACAGAAAGCCUUGUGCGAGGAUUUUAUGAGGUAGUUGAUGCUCGUUUGGUGUCAGUCUUUGAUGCAAGAGAACUUGAAUUAGUUAUUGCAGGAACAGCUGAAAUUGAUCUGGGAGAUUGGAGGAUCCACACAGAAUAUAGGGGAGGUUAUCAUGAUACUCAUAUUGUUAUUCGGUGGUUUUGGGGAGCAGUUGAAAGAUUUAACAAUGAGCAGCGCCUUCGUUUAUUACAGUUUGUUACUGGCACAUCCAGUAUACCAUACGAAGGCUUCGCAUCUCUGAGAGGUAGCAAUGGGCCAAGAAGAUUUUGUGUUGAGAAGUGGGGGAAAAUCACUGCUCUUCCCAGAGCACAUACAUGUUUUAAUCGCCUUGACCUGCCUCCAUACCCAUCAUUUUCUAUGCUCUAUGAAAAGCUGUUGACGGCUGUAGAGGAAACAAGUACAUUUGGUCUUGAGUAGUAGACAUACUAUUUAUGACAUAUGGCACUUUUGCUAGGUCCGAGGCUGUUCCAACAACUGUCCUAUGUUUCAUGAUUAAAUACAGAACAGCUCUACAAAUCCUUUGAGGAACACAUGAACAUAUAACUCUAGGAUUCAAUAGAUUUAUUAGACCAGGCCCGGUACAUGAAUAUACCUGGAAAAAGCUGAACACACUUGCAAUAAACAGUUGUCUGUUAUAUUUUUGAUCAGAUUUUACAACUAUCAAUGAUGGAAACAGACAUUUUAACAUCUUCGUAUAGUUGAAUUUUGCUGAUGAAAUCCAAAGAGAAGAACAGAGCAAGAAUACAAAGUGGAACCAAUAACAUGGAUAUCUAAAGACUUCAUCAUCAUAGACAUUUAAUGCAUUCCAACAUCAACAGUAAAUGUUAAGGUGCUUGCAUGGUGUGCACCCAAAGAUGUAAUUGUAGUUGACAAACAGAACAAAAAUGGGUCACUAAUACCUAAUGACCCAGUGUGUGAAUGCAUGUUUUAGAUUUCACCUCAUUUUGGUGGAAAUACAGAUUCACUAAAUCUAGUACAUGCAAAAAGAUUGACCAGUCUAUAUAUUACUAUAAUAAUGUACUACACACGUUGCUGCUCUCUGCACUCCUGUAUAUUCUUACUAUUUUUAAACGAAACUCCUUUGCCAGCACUAUAAAAAAAAAUGACAUAUGUAUCAAAAAUUAAUUUUGCUUUACAGCAACAAACUUCCAGUUUUGGAUUUAAAAAACAAUCACAUAUCUGUGUUAAUGUCACUGUACAUUAUUAAACCUUUUUACACUCUGUACAGAAGUUUUUUUUACAAGGUAUUAAAGGUUUGCGCAAUAUGGAAAGAACAUUGCACUUUUAUUUAUUAUAUAAACGAGAUACUCAAACCUAAUUGGCAGACGUUUCAAAAUAAGCAAUUGAGAUAACAUUUGAAGUUGCAGCAAAAAAUUAUAUUAUUAUUAUUAGUAUUAUUAAAUUGGCUAUUUAAAUUGUACUAAGUACAGCAGGGAUAUGGUUUUUUAGUUUUCCUGGUUUAAUUUUAACUUUUAAGAUUGUUUAUCUCAUUUUUCAAAAGGACACAGAGGAUGUAAAGCUUAUAUCAAUUUCAGUGACUUCUUACAAAGAUUUUUAUGACUUUCAAUUGACGCACAUUUUUGUGUGGAGAGUGUGUUUAUAUUGCAUGAAUACAGUUGUAAACUAUUAAAGGGACAGUAAAUAUUUGAUUUUCUAAUAUAGAGAGUUUAAUUAUGUACAGUAAAAAAAAAACACUUUGCGAUAUACUUUAUUUAUUUUGCUCUCUUUUCCUGUAAUUUAUGUCUGACAAUUUAGUUACAAGUCUAACUCAGCCAUGUAUCUGUCCCUAAUGAUAAGAUAAAGAAUUGGAAAAUAAUGGAUAUUUUGCUAACAUUAUGACAAUGGCUAGCCUUGUCCGCUUCACUAACAAGUCUGGAUUGGCUCCUCCAUCAUCAACCAAGUUGUGAGUGGAGUUUAACUAUUACAAACAAUUGCAGCUAAGUAAUAAGGCCUUUAAAAAUAAUUCAGCCACACAGUAUGCUAAUUGCAAGGUGUUUACUGUCCCUUUAAUUUACCACCACAUAUUCUGAAAGCAAAUGCAUAUCUAAUUAUUUUUAUAGGUCUUCUAUAAGAUCUACUAUCAAGUUGAUAUUUAAACUGUUAUUGACAAACAACACUGUUGCUUUCAUAUUUAUAAUGCCAUAGACAUUGUGCUUUGUAUGUAUUAUUGAGCACUGUCAAUAAUAAAGUAUUUUUAUUUUUUUAA